AUGUUGCGUUUUAAACAGUCCUUAAUAAGGCCUAAAACUUUGUUUAAAAGAUUUGCGUCGACUUCUUUUGAAGACCCUGAGCUUUUCAGGACCAAAGCUCUUGUUAACGGAAAAUGGCUUAGUGGCGAUGACCAAUUCCCUGUCAUCAAUCCCUCCACUUCAGAAGAGAUAUCAACAAUCACCAACUGCGGAGUAGCUGACUAUAACGAGGCUAUAGGGCAUGCUCACAGGGCUUUCAAAAAGUUCAAGGAAACCUCUCCAAGGGAAAGAUCCCAAGUCCUGUACAACAUUUACGAUUUGAUGUCUGAGCAUAAAAAUGAUUUGGCUAGGUUAAUAACUAUGGAGAAUGGUAAGACUUUCAAAGAUUCUUUGACUGAAAUCGAUUAUUCUGCUAGUUACUUUAGGUGGUUUGCAGAGGAAGCACCAAGAAUUUACGGGCACGUUAUUCCGUCAUCGAGUUCACUCCGGAAGCAAAUUAUUACAUUGAGGCAGCCGUUGGGCGUCGUAGGGAUCAUGGCACCAUGGAAUUUUCCAUCAGCGAUGAUUGCGAGAAAAUUGGCACCAGUUAUUGCAACUGGGAAUGCAUGUGUAAUAAAGCCACCCCACGAGUCCCCCAUGAGUGCCCUGGCCUUAGGAUGGCUUGCCGAACAAGCAGGCCUGAGCGACGGGGUCUGCAACGUUUUACCAACAACACAUACUGCAGCUAUUGGUGAGUAUAUUUGCAGCCACGACCAGGUUCGUAAAAUCACGUUUACGGGGUCCACAAAAGUGGGCAAGCUCCUCAUGAAACAGUGUGCCAAUGGCAAUAUUAUAAAAAAAGUAUCAAUGGAACUUGGUGGAAACGCGCCCUUUAUUGUGUUUGAUGACGCUGACAUAGAUAAAGCUGUUAAUGGUCUAAUUUCAUGUAAGUUCAGGCAAUUGGGUCAGACAUGCAUCUGUGCCAACCGCGUAUUCGUUCACGAAUCGAUCUACGGGGACUUCGCCACGCGCUUGGUCGCGGCAAUAGAAUCAGGGUUUCAUCUAGGUGAUGGCUUCAGUCCCAAAGUUACUCAUGGUCCUUUAAUUAACGAAGGUGCAGUGCAAAAAGUUUCUGAGCUUGUUGAAGAUGCUAAAAACAAAGGGGCGAACGUUUUGACAGGAGGUGUAAGAGCAAGUAGUCUGGGGCCACGAUUUUACCAUCCCACUGUUUUGAGUGGUGUGGAUGAAACAAUGAGCAUUUUCCACACCGAGGUAUUUGGUCCUGUUGCAUCGCUUAUAGGUUUCAAAACGACAGAGGAGGUUAUUGAGCGUGCUAAUAAAACGAACGUGGGGCUGGCAGGGUAUUUUUAUAGCUCCAACAUUCAAACAGUGUUAGAUGUUGCAAGUGAGCUAGAGGUAGGAAUGGUUGGCGUGAACAGUAGUGCAAUAAGCGACGCAGCUAUGCCAUUUGGCGGAAUUAAGAACUCCGGAUUAGGCAGAGAAGGUUCUUCAUGGGGCGUGGAUGACUAUACAGAUUUGAAGUCAAUUGUUCUAGAGGCUUAA
This is a messenger RNA of Lachancea thermotolerans CBS 6340, 1521 nucleotides long. Its product is annotated as NAD-dependent succinate-semialdehyde dehydrogenase. Lineage: Eukaryota; Fungi; Ascomycota; Saccharomycetes; Saccharomycetales; Saccharomycetaceae. Gene Ontology annotation, molecular function: succinate-semialdehyde dehydrogenase (NAD+) activity. The record is from RefSeq and is a predicted model, not a curated record. The coding region runs from base 1 to 1521 and encodes 506 amino acids. The transcript has a single exon.